AUGGACGAUCCAAAAACCAAUAACGACAAUUCAGACAACGAUGCUUUCGGCCGUGGUCCCAACCAUCCAGCGAAUGUGCCCGCUCCAAACGGAAUCAUCAAUAUUCCAAGGCCUGAGCAAGCCAAACAAUACAUCCACGAGGACGAGGAAGACGCAAUCACAGACUACAAUGUAAGUUUGCGACGUCCAGUACGUGCUCUACUUCCGAGGGGUGGCGCAUCCACUGUUGUUGCUGGCCUGACACAUGUACCUCUGCAGGCUCCUAUCAGUUGGUGGAUUCUAUCGACUUUGUUCCCGCUCAUUGCAGGAACGUUCGGACCAUUGGCCUCUGCUUUCAACAUUUGCGCUCUUGCAAUCCCCUGGAGGACGACGGUGGACUCAAAUUCCACAGAAUCCGAGGGCACCCAUAUUCAAGAUCCAGCAUCAUUUCUGGCGGUCAACGCUGUCAGCCUUGCUAUUGCUCUGAUUUCCAAUCUCGUCCUUCUAGCCCAGAUCACUGAUCGGCUUUCUCACCACCGAGCCUCCCCAAUCACGAUUGCUGGUUGGUAUGCCAGCUCAAUGCUUCUGCUAGGCUUAGUCGCAGCCACGCCGGACCAGCUACCACUACCCAACAACACUUCGGCAACCUAUUCUCAAGCUUUCUACUAUGCCAUAUUUGCAUGCAUCUUGUAUUUCAUCCUGGCAUCUCUGCUGCUCACGACUUCCCUCAGCUUGCACUUCCACGCUCCGUCAUUCAGCCGAUCGUUCAAGUUGACAAUGUCCCAGCGAUCGCUGAUGUUGCAAACAAUGCUUUUCUUGGGCUACCUUCUUGCGGCAGGUGCCGUCUACUCCCGCAUCGAAGGCUGGGACUAUCUUGAUGCCGUAUAUUUUGUCAACGUCACUCUCUUCACGAUCGGGCUUGGGGACUACCACCCGCUCACUCAUUUGGGGAGAUCAUUGUUCUUCCCAAUGGCCAUUGGCGGUAUCCUCUUUGUUGGUCUGAUGAUUGCCUCUAUCCGCACUCUUGUACUUGAAGCCGGUUCUCGCAAAAUCUCAACUCGUAUGGUGGAGAAGGCGCGCCACAAAGCCCUAAAAUCAGGAAACCCAAAGGAAGGCAAGAUAAAGCUGCGAGGUAUUCAAACCCGACAACUCGACGCAGACCCUUCGGUGGCGGAGCUCGAUCGCAGGAAACAGGAAUUCGAGAUCAUGCGCGAUGUCCAAAAGCAAGCUGCCCACGAUAACAGAAUGAUUGCGCUGGCAAUCUCUGGUUCGGCCUUUGUAAUUUUAUGGUUCGUUGGCGCUGUCGUCUUCUGGCAGGCCGAAGAAGCCACAGGGGGCGAAGACUGGUCAUACUUUGAGGCUCUGUACUUCACCUAUGUGGCUCUCUUGACAAUCGGGUACGGCGAAUUCUACCCCCAGACAAAUUCAGGCAAACCAGCCUUUGUCUUCUGGUCAUUGAUAGCUCUCCCAACACUCACAGUCCUGAUCGGUGCUGUCGGAGAUACGGUUUCUGAUCUUGUAGCGUCGACAACAUUAUGGCUGAGUCAGCACGCUCCGGAGAGCCUAAAACUCUUCCGACAGGCGAAGGCAACAGCACGGAAGAAGCGCAAUCGCGAAGGUGCUUUUCAAACAGCCAAGCCUCCUGGAUUCAUGGACGACGAGUCCGCAGCCGAAUGGGAUUUCGAGGACCAAAACAUCGCUAAAGCCAUCCAAGCCUUGGGUGGUCGACAACAAGACAACACCCACCCAGGGACCAAGCCGGAAGACGAAAAGGAGGCACAAGCAUUGCUGUCUGCGUAUCGUCUUCACAUUCUCCUACGUGAAAUGCAGAACGUUGUGCAACAUCUGGAUGCGCAGCCUCCUCGAAAGUAUACAUUCGAGGAGUGGACGUGGUUCCUGAAGCUGAUCUAUGAAGACGAGUCGGACCCACCAGGGCAUCGACUACCGUGGGACCGUGAUGUGGAUGUUGCAGCUCCGCUGAGAGAAAGAGACGGUCAGAAGUGGAGCUGGCUCGGGCAAGAAAGCCCGCUCAUGAGCAUGGAGGACGAGCCUAAAUGGGUUCUGGCCCGGUUACUGGAAGUCGCGCGAAGGAGGAGUAAAAAGAGGGGAGACUUCUGGUUGCAAAUCUGGAGAGAGCAAAGGGAAAGAGGUGCUUCGGAUGAUGAUUACUAG
Molecule: messenger RNA, 2151 nt
Organism: Exophiala xenobiotica
Lineage: Eukaryota; Fungi; Ascomycota; Eurotiomycetes; Chaetothyriales; Herpotrichiellaceae
Exons: 1
Coding region: 1-2151 (716 amino acids)
Biological process (GO): stabilization of membrane potential; potassium ion transmembrane transport
Cellular component (GO): membrane
Molecular function (GO): potassium ion leak channel activity
Source: RefSeq, a predicted model, not a curated record